This is a messenger RNA of Aegilops tauschii subsp. strangulata, 726 nucleotides long. RefSeq lists its product as uncharacterized. The record is from RefSeq and is a predicted model, not a curated record. NCBI's taxonomy places the organism in Eukaryota, Viridiplantae, Streptophyta, Magnoliopsida, Poales, Poaceae.
AUGGUUGCUCCGGCAACUACGACGUACCUGAAGUGCUCGAAAACUGCCAUUACAUUCGACCAAUUAGAUCACCCGGCGCACGUUGCCACCCGAGGGCAGCAAGCGUUGGUGGUCGACCCAGUCGUUGGGGGCACCCGACUGACAAAAGUUCUCAAGGAUGGAGGUAGUGGUCUGAAUAUUCUGCAUGCUGAGACCCUCCAGGGGAUGAGCAUUCCGAUGUCCAAACUCAGUGAGAGCAACAUGCAAUUUCACAGAGUCAUCCCGGGGAAGAAAGUGAAGUCACUCGGGUGGAUUGCUCUUGAUGUGGUUUUCGGUUAUUCCAAGAAUUUCCGGAAGGAGAAGUUGACAUUUGAGGUAGUGGAUUUCUAUAGUGCCUAUCAUGCUAUUCUGGGCAGACCCGCAUAUGCUCGUUUCAUGGACCGUCCAUGCUACGUGUAUCUUAAGUUGAAGAUGCCUGGACCCAGAGGUGUGAUUAUAGUUACUGGGAAUAGACAAAGAGCGGAAGAGUGCCUGCAGAAGGGUUCCAAGAUUGCUGAUGAGCAAAUGGAAGUGGUGGAGCUGGAAGAAUACCAGAAAAACGCCGAUCCGAGUGAUCUGUUGCAAGCCAAGAAGCCUGCUUCAGAGUCGUCAUUUCAGUCGGCCGGUGACACAAAGCCAGUUCACAUUCACCCGGAAGACCCCAAGGCUGCUCCGACCCACAUCUCGACGACACUUGACAGCAAAUAG